Molecule: messenger RNA, 843 nt
Organism: Vitis riparia (riverbank grape)
Lineage: Eukaryota; Viridiplantae; Streptophyta; Magnoliopsida; Vitales; Vitaceae
Product: V-type proton ATPase subunit G 1-like
Exons: 6
Coding region: 200-532 (110 amino acids)
Biological process (GO): proton transmembrane transport
Cellular component (GO): vacuolar proton-transporting V-type ATPase complex
Molecular function (GO): proton-transporting ATPase activity, rotational mechanism
Source: RefSeq, a predicted model, not a curated record
CUAACUGCAACCUUCUCCCUUUGAAGAAAUUAAACACAGAUUUUUUAUUAUUCACAAUCCAAUUUGAAGAAUUGGGUCUUUUAUUUGGCAUAUGGAAUUUGGAAGACCCACUUAAAUACAUCGAUUUGAGUCGCAACAUCUUGUUUUUUCAUCACAGAUCCACCAGGUUGGGGAACGCAUUUGAGGUAGCAUAUUUUCCAUGGAUUCCAUGAAAGGACAAGGAGGCAUCCAGAUGCUGCUGACUGCAGAGCAGGAGGCCCGACGGAUUAUUUCCAAUGCUAAAAACUUAAAGUUGACGAGGUUGAAACAAGCUAAAGAAGAAGCUGAGAGGGAAGUGAAACUCUACCACUCCAAUAUGGAAGCUGCCUACCAGAAGAAAAUUUCUGAGACGAGUGGGAGCAGUGGGUCAAAUGUAAAACGGCUUGAUGAAGAAACUGCAAUGAGGAUUCAAAGCUUGAAAGAGUCUGCUUCUAGGGUUUCAUCAGAUGUUGUUGCCAUGCUCAUCAAGCAUGUCACAGCGGUGGAAGCUUGAUAUGUGGUGGUUCUCAGUUGCAGAGGACGAGGCAUAUGAAAAAUGAAAAUUGCAAUAAAGGAAGAAUGAGAGAUGAGAGUUAUGGAAUAAGCUGCCAGCCUUCUCCAGACAGAUUUUUUAAAUUAAUUCAUGUAGUCACCUUGAUGAGUUGAUUACUUAAUAUAAAUUCCAUGGAGAGCGAAGUAGCAGAUGAGUUGUUGCAAUUUGAAUGAUUUGUAACAACUGUCACGUGAUUUCUUUGAGGGAUCGAUUAGAAAAUCUCAUAAGACUGGACGUUACAAAUUUUGAAAAUUUAUGUGUGGACAGAUUAA